GCUGGUGGGUGGGGAGGCUGUCUCUGGUCGGGGGAAACCCUCUAAGAGAGUGUAAGGGCACACCCCCUGUGAGGCGUGCGAAGUGUGGGGGAAUGGGUUAAGGGCUCUGUAGGGUUUAAAAAUAAAAAAUAAAAGGCUGGUCGUGUUAGUCCUGGAUGGCUGAGGUCUGUGUGGCUCUGUGAGUGGAUUGUUUUAAGUUAUGUUUCUGUGUAAAACUAGCGCCUGUCAGAACAGAAAGACUAAUUAGAGCAAGAGUGUCUGGUAUAUCUGAGUGAUGUCAUUCUUCGUAUUAUGCUCCGUGUUAUUCUCUGUGGGAAGAAUUAAGCACUGAAAGGCAGGCUGUUCCCUCCUGUUCACUGGUUACCUGCUGGAUGUGUUUUAAUUUACAUGUAAUGCUCAGCAACCUGUGGAAGGAACUCCGGCUUUUCUUCCGUCUCCUAUGAGAACAGUAUCAUAAGGAAAAAAAAUUCAUUAUGGAUACCCUUGCUUAUAAAUUGGAAUUUGGUAAAGCCUCUCAGCUUUUUGGAAAAUAUAGUAGUAGAUGCUUCAUUUGGAAAAACAAGAUUGUGUGGAAGAGAGAGGAAAUGAGUGGAAAAAAAGAAAAAGCCCCCAGAAAGCCUAAAAGCUAACUAAAGCUGACUAAAAGCUACAGCUGCAGUUAGAUAAAGCUGUGCAGAGAUAAAUCCUUCUUCCCUCAGUGGAGGAGUGAAGGCAGCAAGUGAAAACUUAGAAGCAAACAAUCUGUUUAUAUGGCUCCUUUAGGUGAGGUGUUGAAAUUGUCCCGUGGGUCUUCCCAUUCCAGCUAAAAUGGGUUGGGUACCUUAAUGUUUUCACAACUUGUUGACUAACCCAGCUGAUGCUUUAAGUCAGCUAUAUAUAAAGUAAAAAAUAGCUAGUGUGAAUAGUGUUGUGGUUAAUCCCUUUAGCUUUGGGGUCUAAAUAAGUCUCUGUGGCAAGCAUGCUGAGCUGUACCGGUCUUUUAAUGUAUCUCCUGUGCUUGCUACUGAUCUUUCUGUAGAAAGACCUUGAUGCUUUCAGUGGAGUUCUUAGAUUUUGUCCCAAGCAUUUCUCAUUCCUGGUUCUGGCUGGCAAUGCAAAAUAGUUUCUUCUCUAUUUUCACUUCUCUCAAAUUAAAGAUUACGCAGAGUUUAAAAAAGGAAAAUUAGAGAAGUGUUCAUACCUUUUAAAUUCAUGUUAUCUUGCUGUUUUGUUUCUGUGUUACUACUGAUGGCAAGUAAAUUUAAAAUGCAGGGCAGCCAAAGGUUUGCUAGAGAAAAUUCUGCCUUGUGGUGAGUGAAGUUCUGGGGUUUUAAUGCCCUGCUUAGCCUAGCUGGGAGGUGAGCUAGCUAAGCAAGAUCUGGGGAGCCAAUACAAUACUCUGCUUCUGCUGCAGAUGUGCAUCUCCUGGAUUUAGAUAACAGAUGCACAGCCUUUAUGUACAGCUAAGACCUCUCAACUAUAGAAAUUGAACAUUGUGUUAAGAGCGUAAGGCUCUCCUAACAACAUUAGCUGCAGAUUGGUUGAUAACUUUCAUUCACAUUCUUCCAUGAAGAAAAAUAAGUACUUCUAUGCUGCAGAACCAGCCACAAAGGCACUAUGGAAUUACCUCUCCAAUUAGCUUGGCUCCUCCUAAGGAUAUAGACUAUAUUCAUACUCAGAAGCUAGUUGAAGCAAUGGAGUCAUUUGGAGUGUUUGAAGAUGAGGAGGAAUUGAAUCACAGGCUGGUUGUUCUUUGUAAACUGAAUAACUUGGUCAAAGAAUGGAUUUUUGAACUUGGUGAGAGCAAGAACCUUCCCCCUUCAGUAGUAGAAAAUGUUGGUGGCAGAAUAUUUACAUUUGGUUCUUACAGGCUUGGAGUACACACCAAAGGUGCUGACAUAGAUGCUCUUUGUGUUGCUCCUAGACAUGUGGAAAGAUCAGAUUUCUUUCAGUCAUUCUUUGAAAAGCUAAAGCAUCAGGAAGAGAUAAAAAAUCUAAGAGCAGUAGAAGAUGCAUAUGUACCAGUUGUCAAGUUUGAGUUUGAUGGCAUUGAGAUUGAUCUCGUGUUUGCAAGACUGCCUGUGCAAACUGUUUCUGAUAAUCUUGAUCUCAGAGAUGACUCACGUCUGAGAAGCCUGGAUAUAAGAUGUAUACGGAGCUUAAAUGGCUGCAGAGUUACUGAUGAAAUACUGCAUCUAGUACCAAAUAAAGAGAACUUUCAGCUCACACUCCGUGCAAUUAAACUGUGGGCAAAACGACGUGGUAUUUAUUCCAACAUGCUGGGAUUUCUUGGUGGGGUUUCCUGGGCAAUGCUAGUAGCAAGAACAUGUCAACUCCAUCCAAAUGCAUUGGCUUCUACUCUUGUGAACAAGUUCUUCUUGAUUUUUUCAAAAUGGGAAUGGCCAAAUCCUGUACUGCUGAAACAACCUGAAGAGAAUAAUCUUAAUUUACCAGUAUGGGAUCCUAGGGUCAACCCAUCAGACAGAUAUCAUGUAAUGCCUAUCAUCACCCCAGCCUAUCCACAGCAGAACUCUACAUACAAUGUAUCUACAUCAACACGAGCUGUAGUGGUAGAGGAGCUCAAACAUGGUCUCGCAGUUACAAAUGAGAUUCUCCAAGGAAAGUCAGACUGGCCAAAGCUCUUUGAACAACCAAAUUUCUUUCAGAAGUACAAACAUUACAUUGUACUGACUGCUAGCACCUAUACUGAAGAGCAUCACUUAGAAUGGGUUGGUCUUGUUGAAUCUAAAAUUCGUGUGCUGGUUGGAAACUUGGAAAGGAAUGAAUUUAUCAAUAUUGCACAUGUAAAUCCACAGUCUUUCCCUGGCAACCAAGAACGCUGUAAACAGAGUGGCUAUGUGUCAAUGUGGUUUCUUGGAAUCAUAUUUAGGAAAUUGGAAAGUGCAGAAAGUACUAAGAUUGAUUUAACAUACGAUAUACAGUCAUUCACAGAUGCAGUUUACAGGCAGGCAAACAACAUUAACAUGCUAAAGGAAGGUAUGAAGAUUGAGACAGCUUAUGUGAAGAGAAAGCAUCUCCAUUAUUUUUUGCCUGCAGAAACCUUACAAAAAAGGAAGAAGCAAAGCAUGCUAACUAUUAGUCAAAAUGCUAGUGGGCUUCGGUGCGAAAGAGCCUCUUCAAAUGAAAGCUUGAACAGUUCCAGAGACAACAGCUCCAGAACACCAUAUAAUUCCUCUUCAUUAAGUAUGAUAUCUAAAUUGGACACUUCUACAGCAGAGUUGGAAAGAAAUGCCAUAAUUUGGAGAACGAACGGUGCUAACAAUAGAGAGAAGAUGACUCAUGUAGCUGUGUCACCGAUGUCCAAGGGAGUCUCUGUUCCAGUUAUUGGUUCAAAAAUGGAGGCUGCAGUUGCCAUAAGAACAUCAGGACCUCCAUCUGACUGCACCAUUCCUACAGUCAUAGGACAUAAUGCGAUUUCUCAACUUAGAACAUGUUUUGUCCAAGGACAGCAUGAACUAAGUGGGAUUCAAAUUACAAAUUCAAAGAGUGCUGCACCUAAACGACCUCAUUCACCUGUCUCAAAAGAAAGCUCCAAGAGAUCAAAAGACAGAGAAAAGUUAAUUGGCCGUGAUUCAGCCUUCAAAGAUGAUGGUAAUCCAGAAGAUGUAAAGAGAAGAUCUACAGAAAAUGUUGGCCUUGGAGGAAAAAACAGGCUGAUUGCAAGUAUUGACACAUCAAUGUCACAGAGGCUUUGCAGUGAAGAACUACCAGAUUCUUCAUCUCCUAUUCCAACAAAUGGUAUUCGUAUUAUUAAAAGAUCCAUCAGACUUACUCUUAACCAGUAACCAGUAUCUUCAGGUGUUGUAAGAUACUCCUAUCACUGUGUAGCUUUUGCAAGAUCAUUUGCUGCUGAGUCACUGGCUACGGAAAUCAUACUGCUAUUUUUAAGUAGUACUAGCUUAGACACUUGCUUCCUCUGGAACUGCUUCAUGUGUACCCUUGCAUUAGCUGUACUUCAGUCUUUUUAAAAGUCUUAAUUAUCACUAGCUGAAACAGCUUUUUGAAAAAGCCACAAACAGCUCGUCCUGUGACUUGAAUUCAGAAUGUAUGUGAAGAGGGUUAACUAGUCGCUGCAAACACGUUCUGGCUUCAAGUAUGUAUUCAUGUGUACUUUCCUAGUUGAUGUGGAUGUAUUGUUCUUAAAGUAUUUUCCAGUUUGGCACAUACACUCCUGUGCAUCUGUCACAAUGAUGCUCAGUUUUUACAGGCAGCAGUUUUCAGCUGUCUGGCACAGCUGUGUACUACACACCUAUUGUCUCUCAUAGAGGCCCAUAAAUCUUCACUAUUGAAGAAAAUGCAAUAGGACUCUAAAUAGUUGCAUGAAAACUUGUAGUAGUCUUAAAUCUGCCUCUAUAAACAAAUUUACAACACUGCUUACCCAGUUAAGUGCAUUAGAGUUUUUUUGGGGGGGUGGAAAGAAAUUAUAAUUAUGUAUAAAAAAAGAACAACAAUCUUACGCAUGUUUCUACUGUAAUUCUUUAUAAUCUGGUGUUUUUUGUAAGUGAACUUGAAUGUCUUUUCCAGAGUAUUUUUGUAUGUAUUGUAAAUACUAUCUUCCAAAGAAAUCUAAAAUUUGU
This is a messenger RNA of Numida meleagris (helmeted guineafowl), 4577 nucleotides long. RefSeq names its product poly(A) polymerase gamma (gene PAPOLG). NCBI's taxonomy places the organism in Eukaryota, Metazoa, Chordata, Aves, Galliformes, Numididae. The record is from RefSeq and is a predicted model, not a curated record. Gene Ontology annotation, cellular component: nucleus. The transcript has 23 exons. The coding region runs from base 1569 to 3785 and encodes 738 amino acids. Gene Ontology annotation, molecular function: poly(A) RNA polymerase activity; RNA binding.